This is a messenger RNA of Scedosporium apiospermum, 789 nucleotides long. RefSeq lists its product as uncharacterized. The transcript has 3 exons. Gene Ontology annotation, molecular function: dioxygenase activity. Bases 1 to 789 code for a protein of 262 amino acids. The record is from RefSeq and is a predicted model, not a curated record. NCBI's taxonomy places the organism in Eukaryota, Fungi, Ascomycota, Sordariomycetes, Microascales, Microascaceae.
AUGUCCGCUACUAGCAUCCCCCACGGAGAACCGGUCGCUUCUCUCAAGACCAUCGACUUUGAGAAAAUUUUAUCCAACGAUCCGCAGACUGCCCAGGAGCUCCUGGAGGCCGCACGAGCGCCCGGCUUCUUCUUCGUUGACUUACGAGGCCCCAAUUCCGCAGGGAUGCAGAAUGACCUCGAGGCCCUAUUCGAGCUCUCGCAGGAAUAUUUUGCGCAGGGCAAGGCGAUCAAGAACACACACUUCCGUGCUGACGUUGAUCGAGGGUACAAGGGUGGUGUCGGGCAUGAGUCCUUUGAGAUCGCCCGCGACGAGCUCUCCAACGAAACGCUCGCCUUUCCAGGCGUCCUAGCCGCCCACUCCUCCACCCUGACCCGCUUCUCACAGCAAUCAGAUUUCGUCACCAAGAAACUACUAGCCUCCCUAACCAGGUCCCUGAACAAGCAGUGGGCCCAGGACCUCGACGCUCCCAGCCCCUCCGGAUUGAAAUUCAUCUCGGCUCCGACCAGCGAGACGCGCUCUGCAGCCCCUGACACGACGCACACCGACGGAGGCAUCUUGACCCUCCUGUGGUGCCCACAGCUGUCGAGCCAGAUCCUAGACCCGCAGACAAAGGAGUGGGGCUGGGUCGAACCGAGGGAGGGCUGCACGCUUGUGAAUGUUGCUGAUGCACUGCAGAUCGAGACAGGUGGUGUCUUGCAUUCGUGCAUCCAUCGUGUUUCCCAGCCGGGUGAUGGGGUUGAGGAAAGACAUUUUAUUAGUUACUAUCUUAGACCAGGGACGGCUUGA